This is a messenger RNA of Conger conger (European conger), 4547 nucleotides long. RefSeq names its product electrogenic aspartate/glutamate antiporter SLC25A13, mitochondrial. The transcript has 18 exons. Gene Ontology annotation, biological process: malate-aspartate shuttle; L-glutamate transmembrane transport; aspartate transmembrane transport. Gene Ontology annotation, molecular function: L-glutamate transmembrane transporter activity; L-aspartate transmembrane transporter activity; calcium ion binding. The record is from RefSeq and is a predicted model, not a curated record. Bases 236 to 2146 code for a protein of 636 amino acids. NCBI's taxonomy places the organism in Eukaryota, Metazoa, Chordata, Actinopteri, Anguilliformes, Congridae.
UUUCAUCCUGUGAAAGCAUAUCCCUCUCCCAUACAUUUAGCCAGCUAGCCAUAGGUGAUGUCCGACGUCAGUGUCAAUGACAUUGAGACAUAAAAAGACGGUGAGCUGAGACUGUUUCAGUCCAGAAAAAAAAGUGAUACUCAGCACAGUAGUUUUUCCCAGAAGGGCUGAUCCUGCUGAGCUGAAGUCUAUUUUUUUAAAGUAUGCAAGCAUUCAGAAAAAUGAAGAGCACUUCAUGUCUCCAGAGGACUUUGUGUCUAGGUUUCUCUACGUGCACACAGGCGUCAGGCUGUCCCAGGAGGCUGUGGUCUUGCUGGCAGGUGUUGUUGAUCAGACGAAAGAUGGGUUGAUUUCCUUCCAGGAGUUUCUUGCGUUUGAAUCUGUGUUAUGUUCUCCGGAUGCGCUCUUCAUGGUCGCUUUCCAGCUGUUUGAUAAAACCGGAAAUGGAGUGGCAACAUUCGAUGAUGUGAAGCAGGUUUUUGGCCAGACCACGAUUCAUCAGCACAUUCCUUUUAACUGGGACUCGGAGUUCAUGCAGCUGCACUUUGGCAAGGAGCGAAAGAAGCACCUCUCUUAUGGAGAGUUCACACAGUUCCUACUGGAAAUGCAACUGGAGCAUGCGAGACAGGCUUUCAUCCAGAGGGACAAGGCCCGGACUGGCACUAUCACUGCCCUGGACUUCCGGGACAUCAUGGUCACCAUCCGGCCACACAUGCUGACGCCGUUCGUCGAGGAGUCCUUGGUCGCUGUGGCUGGUGGUGGUACGUCCCACCAGGUCAGUUUCUCCUACUUUAACGGCUUUAAUUCUCUAUUAAACAACAUGGAGCUCAUAAAGAAGAUCUACACUACUCUGGCCGGGAGUCGAAAAGACAUCGAAGUCACUAAAGAGGAGUUCAUCAUAGCGGCGCAGAGAUUUGGUCAGGUGACUCCCAUGGAGGUGGACAUCCUGUUUCACCUGGCUGACCUGUCUGAGCCCCGGGGGCGUGUGGGCUUGGUCGACAUAGAGAGAAUCGCCCCGUUGGAGGAGGGGUCUCUUCCGUACAACCUCGCUGAGAAACAGCAGUCCAGCGGCGACCCGUCUCGCUCCAUUCUCAUCCAGGCUGCGGAGUCGGCCUACAGGUUCUCCUUGGGCUCGGUCGCUGGAGCUGUGGGGGCCACAGCGGUGUACCCCAUCGACCUGGUAAAAACCCGCAUGCAGAACCAGCGGACGUCGGGAUCGUUCAUCGGAGAGCUCAUGUACAAGAACAGCUUCGACUGCUUCAAGAAGGUGGUCCGCUACGAAGGGUUCUUCGGGCUCUACAGAGGUCUGUUACCGCAGCUUCUGGGUGUGGCUCCAGAGAAGGCCAUAAAGCUUACAAUGAAUGACUUUGUCCGUGGAAAAACCAUCCGGAAAGAUGGAACAAUCCCUCUUCCCGCUGAAAUUCUUGCUGGUGCAUGCGCUGGAGGCUCCCAGGUGAUAUUCACCAACCCCCUGGAGAUUGUGAAGAUCCGCCUGCAGGUUGCCGGGGAGAUCACCACGGGCCCUCGGGUCAGCGCGCUGUCCGUCAUGCGCGAGCUGGGCUUCUUCGGCCUCUACAAGGGUGCGAAGGCCUGCUUCCUGCGUGACAUCCCCUUCUCUGCCAUCUACUUCCCCUGCUACGCGCACUUGAAGGCGGCCCUGGCGGACGAGGACGGUGGAGUGGGGCCGGCGAGCCUGCUGCUCGCGGGAGCCAUAGCGGGCAUGCCCGCGGCCUCUCUGGUGACCCCUGCUGAUGUCAUCAAGACCCGUCUGCAAGUGGCGGCUCGCGCCGGGCAGACCACAUACAACGGGCUUCUUGACUGCUUCUGGAAAAUUCUGAGGGAAGAAGGGCCUCGAGCUUUCUGGAAAGGAGCUGGAGCCCGAGUGUUCCGUUCGUCGCCUCAGUUUGGAGUCACGCUGGUGACCUAUGAGCUCCUCCAGAGAUGGUUCUACGUGGACUUUGGAGGAAAAAAACCGGUUGGCGCAGAACCCACCCUGAAAUCUGGAAUCAGCCUGCCGGCGCCCGACCCAGACCAUAUCGGGGGCUUCAGGUUGGCGGUGGCCACGUUUGCGGGAAUCGAGAGUAAAUUUGGACUCCACCUUCCACGAUUCAGGGUGCCACCACCUCCCUCUGUGGAUCAUCCCUGAGCUCCCGGACAGGACACACACACCCCUCACACACACACACACACACACACACACACACACACACACACACACACACACACCUCUCACAUACACACACACACACACACACCCCUUACAUACACACACACACCCGACCCUCACACACGCACACACCCGACCCUCACACACGCACACACAAACGCACACACACCCCUUACAUACACACACACACCCCACCCUCACACACACACACACACACACAUACACACACACACACACACACACACCUCUCUCACACACACACACACACACACACACACACAUACCCCUUACACAUACACACACACCCCUCACAUACACACACGCACACACACCCCUCACAAACACACACACACACACACACCCCUCACAGACACACAUACACACACACACCCCUCACACACACACACACACACACAUACCCCGCACGCACACACACACACACACACCCCUCACACACACACACACACACACACACACACACACAUACCCCGCACACACACACCCCUCACACACACACACACACACACACACACACACACACACAUAUAUAUACCCCUCACACACAUACACACACACACACACACACAGAACACAAUGACACAGACACAACGACUCACACCCCACAAACACACCCAUGCACACAUGCUCACAGACAUACACCCCACAAACACACCCAUGCACACAUGCUCACAGACAUACACCCCACAAACACACACAUAUACACACAUGCCCUCCAACACACACACACCUGCUCUGUGCCUCUUCUCAGCUCCUCCUGUGUGAGCAGAAGUGUUUCCUGUGGAGUGGCUAUAGAGAAUAGCUUACUAAUGAAACCACAUCAUGACUGGUAGAAUACCCUUAAAAACAUUUUAGUACUGUUGAUCUGAUUUUCAGUAUUUAACAUCAUAUUACUGUAACGUUAUUCCUGCAAAAGAGCUGGUAUGUUAGCAGUGUAAAUAGUAUCCUGAGUACUGUGAAUUGUCUCUUGUUAGUGAGAUUUUGAAUUGUGUGGUUUCAUAUGACCGUGUUAUUUUCUCAUCUCAAAUAUUUUCUCGGAAGAAGAGGUUUUUCCAUCCACACGAAUUAUAACUUGGCUAAUGGGUUGAUUAUUAUUGCUAAUAAACAACCCAGCCAGCAAAAAUCAAUUUUCUGUUUUAUGUAGGUCACUAGGUUUAGCAAAAGUUACUAUAUGUUCAAACAGAUGCAAUUGAGUGUAAAUCAUAUAUGGAGUUACUGACAUUAGUCCGCAUCAGUUGUUUCAAAAACCGUUGUAAUGUCAACAGGGAAAUGCAACUCAGCAGAAUUUGUGAUAAAAAGGCACAGGCACUUAGAGAAGGAAGUACUGUGAUCACAGAAUAAAAACACUGCUUCAUAACAACAACAUGCAGCUGUUCCUUCAUUUUGGAAGCAUUUUAAUUGUUGCAAAAUUAUUUAAUUGAGUCUUUAAAGAAGUGUUAUCAUGAAGCAAUUGAAUGUAGCACUUGAAUGUAAUUUAAUUUUUAUUAUUUAUAGAAUUUUAAAGUAGUAAUGUGUGACUGAUUAUUUAGAUUCUUAUUUUAUUUUUAGAAUGAAAAUUGGAAAGUGGUAACUUUGGAAAGUGGAAAUCAUUAAUCAGUGUGAAUUUUAUUCCCAAAUUUUAUUUUAUUUUGUUUUGUAAAGCAGUGAUUCAUUAGAAUGUGCAUGGUUUGUCAUAUUUGUGCCUGAGGAUAUGUAUGGCAGCAAUAUGUGUACCAGUACAAGAUAGUAAUAAUGUACUGUUAUACUUACAUGUAUACAAAUACAUGUACUAAUACUCUCCCCACAACCCUAUUUUUGAAAGCCCUGUUAGGUCACACAUUGUAGACAAGUGGAUCAUGUUUGCCCCUAGUCAACAGACGUUGUGGGAGCAAAAUGUAUUUUCUAAAAUUGUUAACAAAGCACAGCUAAUGCUCAUAAUUUUCGGUUUUAUUAUGACCAAUCCUACUUUUGAGCACUUACUACAAAUUAAAUGUAUUUUCUGAAAAUGGUUUAUUACAGCAAAGCCAAACUCCGUCUGCUAGUGAACCCCUUCACGCAUAGAGGGGUUAAGAGGUGAGCGAUACUGAGACUUGAAAAAUGGCUUAAAUGAAGCAAGACACUUUUACAAUACUACAAUACUAACGUUAUUCUCUUCAUGCUGAGAGUCUCAAACAGGUAGGAUAUGAAUGUACUGUAUACAUUUCCUGAAUCAUAAACUGCUUGACAGGUGUGCAACAUCUGAGGGUGAUACUCAGAACUAAUAAAUAUCUCUGAACCAAAAUGUAAACAGUGUACACUGGUGUCCCUUAGUGUCUCCAGAUCUAUCCAAAUGGCUAAACUAUGCAUUGCUGUAAAUCAGAAAAUAAACAUAUUUUAUUACAAA